This is a messenger RNA of Lodderomyces parapsilosis, 2394 nucleotides long. RefSeq names its product DNA helicase (gene PIF1). NCBI's taxonomy places the organism in Eukaryota, Fungi, Ascomycota, Pichiomycetes, Serinales, Debaryomycetaceae. The record is from RefSeq and is a predicted model, not a curated record. Bases 1 to 2394 code for a protein of 797 amino acids. Gene Ontology annotation, molecular function: ATP hydrolysis activity; DNA helicase activity. The transcript has a single exon. Gene Ontology annotation, biological process: telomere maintenance; DNA repair.
AUGCUGCGAAAGACGCAACUGGAGGUUCCAAAGCAAGAAGAUGCUGUGGUAGAGACGCAGACGCGCGAAGCGAAAGAAGCAGCUGAGGAGGUCCAACCAUCGUUUGAAUUUAGUGACACGACUCAACUCGAAAGUCUAUUGCAAUACCAGCCAAGCAACGAACACCAAUUAGGAAAGUCAAACGUUACUUCCGGUGUGGUAAAAAAGGAAAUUGAAGACCUUGAUGCCGACAGUUUCACGGAAAGUCCAUCCAAUAGCGACGCGUUUGAAUUUAGUGAGAACGAUGACGAAGUUUUGGCAAUGUUAGACGAUGCUGAGUUGCAUUCGCAAUCGCCCAACAAGAAUGACUCUCCACCGGUAGUCACUCGCGCAUCAUCUUUCAAACGGCUGGCUUCUUCAUCACAGCUGCCACCAGAGUCCAAGAGGAGCACUAUGCUGCAGUCGCAAACUCAAACAGUAAAAGCUCCUGCUAGAAGCGGAGUAUCUAAGUUUAUUGUCACUUCGUCACCGCCGAAAAGCUUGCAUACGCAGACACUGCAGAGCAAAGCCUCGGAAUCAAAGGGCUCACCCGUAACCAAUCACCCAGUGGCAAACCCGCCUGCUGAAAGCAACUCUCCGCAAAAAGUGUUUGCACGGCCAUCUGCCAAAAUUUCUUCAUUUACGUACAGAGGUGGUACGGCUACAGGACCUCUGACUCGCAAUUACUCAACUGUUCCGCAACUAGAACGUCCGAGCAAGACUCCAAUCAAUCACCAUACAAUCCUCCUAGCGACACAGAGACCAUCCGUUGAAAAAAGCGAAAUACCUGAAGCUGAACAAUCAAGAAAAGUCGUUCAGCCAAUCAUUUUAUCAAAGGAGCAAGAAAUUGUCCUUCAAAAAGUCCUUCAGGGGACGUCUCUAUUCUAUACUGGAUCUGCAGGAACCGGGAAAUCAGUUUUGCUUCGAUCCAUAAUCAAGUCAUUGAGGCGAAAGUACCCCACUGGAGUUGCAGUCACGGCUUCCACAGGGUUGGCAGCUUGUAACAUUGGUGGAAUCACGUUGCACAGUUUUGGUGCAAUUGGUUUGGGGACUGGUACGGUGGACAAUUUGAUCAAAAAAAUCAAGCGAAAUAAAAAAGCGCAUGGUAGGUGGAGAGAUACAAAAGUAUUGAUUAUUGACGAGGUAUCAAUGGUUGAUGGCGAGCUAUUGGACAAAUUGAAUGAAAUAGCAAAGAGGCUAAGGAAAAACAAUGCACCUUUUGGUGGCAUUCAAUUGGUGGCUUGUGGUGACUUCUAUCAACUCCCUCCUGUAGUGAAGAAAAUCAGUGCUGAAGGUGAUACAAGAGAUGAUGUUGAAGCAUUCUUUUCGUUUGAGAGUUUGGCUUGGAAUGAAACUAUAGAAGAGACAAUUAUUUUAAAGGAAAUUUUUCGACAAAAGGGUGACCAAGUGUUUAUCAACAUGUUGAAUGAAAUGAGGGACGGGAGGAUUUCUGAAAAGACUGUUCAAGAGUUUAGAAGGUUAUCAAGACCAUUGGAAUGUCCUGCUGGUAUUCUGCCGGCUGAGCUCUUUGCAACUAGAAACGAGGUGGAAAGAGCCAACAAUCGACGCUUGAAUGCCUUACCUGGUGAAACUGUCAGUUACCACGCGAUAGAUUCGGGGUCGCUACAAGAGCCACAAAAGUCGGCACUUCUCCUGAACUUUUUGGCUCCACAAGAUCUUCUUUUGAAAAAGGAUGCUCAGGUGAUGUGUGUCAAAAAUUUUGAUGAGACUCUCGUUAAUGGCUCUUUGGGUACCGUUGUUGACUUUGUUGAUAAGGAUACAUAUAUGAAGGCAUUCAAAGACGGUGAUCAUGUCGAUGAAGAAGGAAACUUGAAAGACUUUAUUUUCAAUGAUCCUGACACAAGUAUAGGUUUGACAACAGCAACUUUGACUCAAAAAGUAAUGACUCAUGACGGCAAGCAAACAGAUGAUAGGAAGACGGAGUUGAACAAUGAUUUAUUAGGGGAUUUCAAGAAUAGAAAGUUUCCCUUGGUUAAGUUUUUAUCACCCGAUGGGGUCAACAGCAGGACUGUGCUUGUUGAGCCAGAACAAUGGACAGUGGAGGAUGAGGAUGGGCGCGUACUUGUGUCUCGUGUGCAAUUCCCACUAAUGUUGGCAUGGUCGUUAUCGAUACAUAAAUCACAGGGUCAAACGUUAUCCCGCGUCAAGGUUGACUUGAAAAGUGUUUUUGAAACGGGUCAAUCAUAUGUCGCAUUGUCUCGAGCAACUUCGCGGGAUGGUCUCCAAGUACUAAAUUUCAAUGAGCACAAAGUACGAUCUCAUCCAAAAGUGGUUGAGUUUUAUAAAUCAUUGGUUGAUAUAAGCAAAGCGCACUCGACUGGGCAACAAAGACUCAACUUUGCAUCUAGAGAAUAG